AUAAACUUAUAAAUUUACGAAAUAUCUUUUGAAUUAAUAAUUUUUAAAAAUGAUCGAAGUGAAGUGUAGACAUUGCCGUAAAAAUCUUUUUCAAAACGAAAGUUUUACAUUGCUUACAUCCCAUAAUGAAGAUAAAAAUAAUAUUGAACAUACAGGAUGUGGUGACAAUUUUAUUGAACAUUUCUUGUAUAUGUCCACGGAAAAUUUGCCAACAUGGAUACAAGAAAUAAUAGAUCAAACAUCCUGGACAAAAGGAAGAUUAAAUUGUCCAUUUUGCAAUACUAGAUUAGGAUCAUUUAAUUUAAUAAUUGAUACAAAAUGUAAUUGUGGUAUAUGCAUAGUACCACCUAUUAGACUGAUUCAAAGCAAAUUAGAUGUAUUAAAUGAUAUGAAGCAUUAUAUGCAUUGACUAAGAAAUAUAAUAAGAUGAAUUUGGAGAUAUCUAAGUAAAGAAUUUUAAAAAUGGAAAAAAAUGGUAACAAAUGAAGGUAUGUUUUAAUUUAUAAUUGCAAUAUACGAGAAUGAAAUAUCUUUAUUGUAUUAUUGAAACUAUAAUGUUUUUUUCUGUAAUCUUUGGAAAAAUAUGUUUACAUCAUAGCAAGCAGAAUGCAUGUAAAAAUAGAAAAUAAGUUCAUUAUUAUCAUUGUAUUCUUUAAAUUAUGAAAUUAUUAUCUAUAAUUCCUUAUAAUAUUUAUAAAUCGGCAUCUUAUCAUCAUGCAUUUUAAAUAAUUAUAUUUUCAACAUAUUAUUUUAUCUUUCUUAUUUUGGUAUAUUCUGAAUAAUUUAAGUAUUUGCAUUAAUUACAGAUGUUAUUACAUAAUAGGACAUUUUCUUAACUAUUCUAAUCUUUGUUAUUGUAGUUAUUAUUUAAUCGUUACAUCAAAUGAAAUGAUGCAUUGCAAUUCCCAAGCUAACUAAGAUAGGAAGAUUGUAAUAAUAUCAGUAUUCUGCUAUCAUAGUGUCCAAAGUUGUAUAUAACAGAGAAAUUAUAUACUUGCAUUUGCAAGUGUUUAUGUUUUAUAGAUACAAGUAUAUAUAUAUAUACACACAACACUUAUCAGCUACACCAUAGAUAGUGAAUAAAUGUAUAUAACAUCUUUGCAGUCCUUAAAAUUAUAAAUUGCUAUUAAUGUUAUAACUAAAAUAUUUCUAUAUGAAAAUGUUACAAAUAUUACUUCUAUAUUUUUAUCUUAUAAAUCAACAAAAAUGUAAAUAUGAUUCUAACUAAUUUUAUGAAAAAGAUUACAUACUUAAAGGACAUUAAAGAAUUGCAGAUCUUUUCUUUUUCAUUUUGUUUCCAAAAAUUACUAAAUAACUUUCUCAAAAUCUGUUCUACUAUAUUUAUAUUUGCAAAAACAAAAUAAUUUAAUUUUUCUUUAGAAUA
Messenger RNA from Vespula vulgaris, 1384 nucleotides. RefSeq names its product E3 ubiquitin-protein ligase RNF180-like. Gene Ontology annotation, biological process: serotonin metabolic process; protein polyubiquitination; positive regulation of proteasomal ubiquitin-dependent protein catabolic process. NCBI's taxonomy places the organism in Eukaryota, Metazoa, Arthropoda, Insecta, Hymenoptera, Vespidae. The transcript has 2 exons. The record is from RefSeq and is a predicted model, not a curated record. The coding region runs from base 50 to 409 and encodes 119 amino acids. Gene Ontology annotation, cellular component: endoplasmic reticulum membrane. Gene Ontology annotation, molecular function: ubiquitin protein ligase activity; ubiquitin conjugating enzyme binding.